AUGUCUGCUCAGACAGUGUAUCCAGCAACAGCUGGUAUCUUCAUGCCUUCUGUAGGCAUCCCACCAAGGGAGGGCCAUGACCUCCCCGAGCUGUCUCGGAACGACCUGGCUGCCCCUCAGCUAGUGAUGCUGGCUAACGUGGUGCUAGCGUCAGAGACUUCUCCCUCUGAAUAUAAUGCAGAGGAGAUACAAAUGGUUGAACUCAAGACUGUUGGAUGCAACAGCUACUCUGACAGUGAGGAAGAGGGUAUUAUCAGAUACACCCUUGACAACAACGAGAUGUCUGAGGACAGGUACGCCGAACAGGCCACUCGGGUAGAGCCAGAGGUGACUGAAAGAGUUCUAGAGCAGUGUGCCAUAGAGCGAACAGAAAACCACUCAAAACCUUCUAAAAAAUACCCAUCUGAAUCCUCAGCUGCAGAGAAACGGAAGUGUGACCCAGUCUUCAUCUUUGAAUGCAACAAAAAGAAGAAGAAGCCCUUCUUCUGUAAACCCUGCCAGUACCAGGCCGAUUGUGAGGAGGACUUCAUUCACCAUAUCCGUGCUCACAGCUCCAAGAAAAUGAGCGUGGCGAAUGGAGCGGCAGACUCCAACGACGAUCUGGCUUGUGAGUCAGGCCAGUCUCUGACAGAAAGCCCAGAGAACAGCGAAAGUUUGAACUACAAAGGCGUGAUCAGCUGUGAGCGUUGUGGAUACAACACCAACCGUUACGACCACUACAUAGCCCACCUUAAGCAUCACACCAAGGAAGGUGAAGAUCAGAGAGUUUUCAAGUGCACCAUUUGCGCUUAUACAACCAUUAGUCAGUACCACUGGAAAAAACAUUUGAGGAAUCACUUUCCAAGCAAGCUUUUCACCUGCAGCCAGUGCUCUUAUUUUUCUGAUCGCAAAAAUAAUUACAUACAGCACAUACGAACCCACACAGGUGAGCGUCCGUUCAAGUGCAUACACUGUGAAUACUCCAGUUCCCAAAAAACCCACCUCACUAGACACAUGAGAACCCAUUCAGGUGAGAGGCCUUUCAAAUGUGACAACUGCAGCUACCUGGCAGCCAACCAACACGAGGUGACACGCCAUGCCAGACAGGUCCACAAUGGGCCCAAGCCCCUAAGCUGCCCUUACUGCCAGUACAAGACAGCCGACCGCAGCAACUUUAAAAAGCAUGUAGAGCUCCAUGUUAACCCUCGCCAGUUUCUUUGCCCGGUCUGCAAAUAUGCUGCAUCCAAAAAGUGUAACUUGCAGUACCACAUCAAGUCCAGACACCCAGGAUACUCUGAUGUGGACGUGUCUAAGGUCAAGCUGCGAGUCAAGAGGCCUGAUGCUGAUGAUCUCCCACCAAAUAAGAAUAAUAAACUUGUGAUAAAUCAGGUUGGAGAGAGACAAAGUAAGGAAGAACAAAAAGGUGAAAUGGAUGAUACUGAAUCAGGUCCCAUCAACCUCUCCAUCAAGACACCCAGUAAACCCACCCCUGCUCUGGAGACAGAACUGACUGACAAGACUUCAAAGAAAAAUGCAGUUGUCAUUUGUAGAGAGAAAAAUGGAAAACCAAUUCAGCAACCCAAUGAAAAAACUGCAGAGAAAAAGACAAUUUUGAAAAAUGAUGGGAAAGAGAAAAACAGUAAGAAGGUUAAAGCAAAGAAUUUAGAGAAAGUUGCGGACAUCACCAUGACUCAAACCGAGGGCUGCACUGACAAACAAGAGAAUAAAAAGGAGAAAGAGAUUAAAAAGAUUGAGAAAUCUGUAGAGAAGGUUAAAAAGGGUCGUGCUAAGAAAGAGAAGCCAUUGAUGGAGACUGCAAAUGAAGUAACUGCACAACAUCAAACCCUUGUUGCAGAGAAGCAAAGGUUGGAAUUGAUUAGACAGGAGAAAGGAAGACUGGAGAACGAUCUUGUAGAUAAAGAACAGCAGCAAAAACAGGAUACAGAGGGAAAAAAUAUACUGGAAAAAGAAAAACAAUUGCAGAAUGAGAACGUGAAGGAGACCGAUGAAAGCAUAAAGGAUUGUAGGGAAUCGCAAACCAAGAAACUAUACAAGAGGCAGACAAAAUCAACGAAGGUUGACACUGGAAAUGAUACAAAGAGUACAGAAGAAGUCCAAGAAGUCAGGGCUAAACCUGUCAAAAGAAAAGCCGAGGCUAUGAACAUACCAGGUACUGAGACUUCAGAACAGAAAUGUCCUUCCAAGCGAGUCAAGAGCAAGAAGAAAAAUGCAACCAAGCUAUCACCUGGUUCAUCAGGUUUUCCUCAAAGCAAUCGCACCAUACCUCAGGUUGUAAAGGCCAUGAAGAGCAAAAGCAAGAACCAGAGAUCAAGUGCAAACAGACCCAAAAGUUGCGUCACUGAGCCUGAGAAGACCAGUGCAAACAUUGUCAGUAAUGCAGGCCCAGAGAAUCUAACCACCCCACAAACUGAAGAACUGCCCACCACAGAACAACUGAAGAUACUUGACCAACCAGACCAGCAGAUACCAACCGUGGUGACCUGCCAAGAUGAGGGAGUUCACAAAGAGACUAGUUCUGUUGAGGAGGAACCCACAGUUGGAGUAACAGCUCUGAGCCAACUCCAGGAACCAGAGCUAGAAUUGCUAAGAGAAAUGGAAGGAAGGAACUCAGCAGAACCAAAGGAAGUUUUGGAGGUAGACAGUGGAAGUGAGAUGCUGUCACCUACUGCCAGCGAGACCUCUCCUGGAUUCAGCCAACAGCAGCCUGUUUUUAGCCCAACACUUGAACUUCCUGGUCCACCUCGUCUCAAAUCCACUGAGGCAGAAGAUGAUGAGGGUAUCCAUAGCAAUGAUGGGGGAAGUGACAUCAGUGAUAGUGCAUCUGAAGGAAGCAAUGACUCUGGUCUUAACGGACUGGCCGCUGCUACAGAUGGUGGAGAGAAACUCCCAGAAACUCCUUCAGAGGAGCUUCCAUCUCCAACCAAACUGCUUAGUCACACGUGUAUCUUCUGUGACCGUACAUUCUCGUUGGAGAUGGACUACCGUCGUCACCUUAACCGCCAUCUUGUAAAUGUGUAUUACUUGGAGGGCGCGGCUCAGGGUGAAAAGUGAGGACUCUUUUGUAUCUUAGACAACUAAUGAGCAAGUCUCUCUAAGCCUUUUCACUUCUGGAGUGAACAAAGUUGUGUGAGUUGAAAAAAAUCUGAGGUGGGAUGCUCUGAAUGUCUACUCAAUGAUUUUCAGUGUUUUGCUUAAAAAAGAAAAAAAAAAUUGGCUUUAGCUUUAAACAGAAAAGGUUAGUUAGUGAUUUUAUAAGAACAUCUUUACAUCUUGUGGCUAUACAUUUAAAACCCUACUGUAACCAUAUCACAAGGGAUACAUUUAAUUUUUGUACUUAUAACAAGACUUGCGCAUUGUCAUUCAAUCACAAACUAACUGAAUCUUUGCUUCGUUAUGUGCUCUGUGACAAAAUGAUCAACAUCACUUUUUUCCUGCAUUUAUUGUCACACUAUUUGGAAGCAACAAAAGCAGGGCCACUCUGAAAGGAAGUACACUUUCUCCCUCCAUCUUUGCAGAGAGUUGAGAUUAGUCAGACCCAGGUGGUCCAGUUCUGAAUAGCCCGGAUGAUAAUGGGCCUUUCAGUGUCUUUGUGCUGUUCCACUUCACUGAAGCGCCUCCAUCUCUGGUCAGCAACAGUCGUAGUGUGUGUCUAAAGCUGGCUAAAGUCAUUGUACUCUUUGUUUCUUUGUAGCCUUUUACAGUUUAGAGUGCACUUGACAACCAACCAUAAUCUUAUCUUUUGAGGUUCUGUUUCACAUAAGCUAAACAUUUCAUUUUAACACAAUAAGAUUUUUACUCAAUUCCUACAGUGCUUUCUUUGAUUAAAUUGCUCUGCCUUUUAAGGAGAGUAACAUAUAUAGGUUUGUACAGUUUAAGAGAGUAGCAGGUAAAAGGUUCAUUUCUUUCAUUGUAUAUUAGCUAUCAGAGUUUAUACAUUUAUAAUUUGUCAUUAAGACUGAAUAUCUCACCUCUUGUAGAUUCUUUCCUUGUUCAGUUUCUGAUAAGACUUCAAUUCAUGCUAAGUCCAAAGAUUUUGAUAUACGGUAAUGUUUUCCUUUUCUUUUUUUGCUCUUCGAUGCCUCAGACAAUCAAUUUGAGCAUUUUAAAUCUCAUUUUCCAGUGGCUAGAUGGCCUUUUCUCCCUCUUUUAACCAUACAGCAUUCCCUCCCACACAUCAAAUGCAUUAUCUGCAUUGGAAAACUAUUUAUCCAAAGUUUAUCUAAACAUAUCUGAGUGACACUUUGUUUAUUGUGUGGUUGCCACAACCUUUAUGACAGUCAAUAUCUGCCAUGCUAUUCUCUCUUAAAAGAAAAACUGUAAGAGAAUAGUUACAGAAAUAUAUUGCCUUUAGUGCAUUCAGUGCAAUAUUGAAUUUUGGAUGUUACCAAAGCCAAAUGUAAUUGUUGUUGAGUUUUAGGAGCAAAAUCAUAGUCUUCAGACAGAGAUGUGGUGCUCCUAUAAAACUAUCCACAGGUACUCCAGUGCCCCUGUAAAACUGCACACUUGGACGGUUGGACACUUUAUUACUGUAAAUUUGUCCUCAUCACUUUUUGUGUAUGUUAAGUACUGUUUUUCUUUUUUCUUCUUUAAAGUAGCUCGAUUACAGUUCACAACUUAGAUCUUUUGAUUCGUUUACAUGUCAUGGUAACCAAGUUUGUGACCGUCGUUUUAAUUUCUUUGUAAAAGUAGUCAAAUUAUAUCAGUUGAAAUAUAAUGUCCCCUUGAAUCAAGUUGGUAAUAAUGAUUAUAUUUGUUUUUAGAGCAACAAUUUGGAAGACUGUUUAAUGUGAACUGUGUUGUGUUUAGCUGGACAUUUCAAUAAAACAAAAUU
Molecule: messenger RNA, 4831 nt
Organism: Xyrauchen texanus (razorback sucker)
Lineage: Eukaryota; Metazoa; Chordata; Actinopteri; Cypriniformes; Catostomidae
Product: RE1-silencing transcription factor-like
Biological process (GO): regulation of gene expression
Cellular component (GO): nucleus
Source: RefSeq, a predicted model, not a curated record